Messenger RNA from Anopheles coluzzii, 1238 nucleotides. RefSeq names its product protein CWC15 homolog (gene c12.1). Gene Ontology annotation, molecular function: RNA binding. Gene Ontology annotation, biological process: mRNA cis splicing, via spliceosome. Gene Ontology annotation, cellular component: catalytic step 2 spliceosome. Bases 507 to 1196 code for a protein of 229 amino acids. The transcript is spliced from 3 exons. NCBI's taxonomy places the organism in Eukaryota, Metazoa, Arthropoda, Insecta, Diptera, Culicidae. The record is from RefSeq and is a predicted model, not a curated record.
UCAAUGGAUAAGAAAUUUCUGCAGGCAAAGAUUCUCGGAAAUAAGAUACGCAUUGUGCAAGCGACAAGCGGACGCCGGGAGUCAUCCAAUGCUGGUUGCAAUGUUUGUGCAACACUGGCGGGUGCUGCUGCUUCAGUCAGUCAGUUGAUACACACGCAUGGUAGGUGCAUAGAACCGUACAGUGGUGUUACGAUACAGACAAAAGCAAAAUGCUGAACAGACUGCAUUCAAAUAAGCGUUGAAAUACUGAUAUCACACAAAGUUAUACAUCUGAAGGGAUAAAAAAUCUAACAGUGGCUGUGCCUCUAGGCAAACCACGAGUACUCAACCGUACAAUACAAGCAACACAAGUGCAACGAAACAACCUACGUGGUCUUGCCCGCCUAUACAAGCUUUCGAGAUUUAUUAAGUCAACGACACAGCGGAUAUUCAGUCGUUGCUAAGGGGGACAUUCCAUAUGAGUUUAAAAUCACGACGGGUAAAUAGAAUUUACCAACCCACCGACCAUGACGACCGCCGCACGUCCAACGUUCGAUCCCGCCCGCGGUGGUAGCGGCCGUGGCGAGAAGGAUCUGAGUGCCCUUUCCAAACAGUACAGCAGUCGCGAUCUGCCAGGACACACAAAGCUAAAGUACCGUGACCAGGGCCAGAGCACCAGCGAAGAGCUCCGCAACCGUGACUUCCGCGAGGAGCUGGAGAAGCGCGAGCGGGACAGUAAGCAGGGAAGCAAGGGAUCGGCCGUCCCGACGGCUCGCCGUGCCCUGGAGCAGGGUCCGGGCAGUGCGGGCAGCGGAAGCACCAAGCGACAGAAACUGGAGGCACCACAAAACCUUGACGCGGACGAUCCGGUGGACAGCGAGAACUCGGACACGGACUCGGACGAGGACGAUACGGCUGCCCUGUUGGCGGAGCUGAACAAGAUCAAGCAGGAGCGGGCGGCCGAGACGGCUAAAAAGGAACGCACCAAGCAGCAGGAGGACGAGCGCAUCCGAAUGGAGAACAUACUGUCGGGAAAUCCGCUGCUGAGCUACUCGGCCACUGCCAAGGCGGAGAUGAAGGUAAAGCGCCGCUGGGAUGACGAUGUGGUGUUUAAAAAUUGCGCCCGUUCCGAACCGGAGAAGAAGGCAAACCAAUUCGUCAACGACUCGCUCCGGUCAGAUUUUCACAAAAAGUUUAUGGAUAAAUAUAUUAAGUAAGUGGAUGAUAUAAUAAAUAGUAUAACGUUUUCCCCUCUUUUA